Molecule: messenger RNA, 3628 nt
Organism: Centruroides sculpturatus (bark scorpion)
Lineage: Eukaryota; Metazoa; Arthropoda; Arachnida; Scorpiones; Buthidae
Gene: Ncc69
Product: solute carrier family 12 member 2-like
Exons: 23
Coding region: 141-3107 (988 amino acids)
Biological process (GO): cell volume homeostasis; sodium ion transmembrane transport; potassium ion import across plasma membrane
Cellular component (GO): membrane
Molecular function (GO): sodium:potassium:chloride symporter activity
Source: RefSeq, a predicted model, not a curated record
CACGUUGCCAGACUCUUUCCAGGAAGUAGUUCGCCACCCCAUUAGUGGCGCCGUCUAUAGCUUACUAGUAACAGCACGACUACUUCCGACGAGUAUAAAUAAAGCUGUGAACGCGGGACAGUCAACAACGUUAUCGAACAAUGGAAGAGAAGUCGCUAGUGGACAAAAGAGUGUCUCCAAAAAUCGCAUCUAGAAACGGUGAAUGGAUCGAGAUGGACGGAAAAGGAUCGAAGAGCGAUCCUAAACAAUCGAGGUUCCAGGUAGCUAAGGUCGAUUUCGUUAACGAAACAACACCUUUAACACAUGCCAGUCGAGAUGACGGGGAUGGUGAGAAGACAAACGGAUCCGAAAAUGGAAGAGGGCAAUCUCCUACUCAUCAUUCUACCUAUAACACUUAUGACACUCACAAUAUUCAAAGUCUUCGACAUUAUACUAGAGAAGCCUUACCUAGACUAGAUCAUUACAGGAACAUCAUGUCAGUUCACGGGCAUCUUAAUCGUCCUACUCUAGAUGAACUUCAUAAUGCCACCCUCACUAUGUCUCAGGAUAACAAGCGUUAUUCAUACAAACAAGUAAAAUCUCCUGAUGAUGAUGUGAUUCAAAAAGGUGCUGUAAAAUUAGGAUGGAUCCAAGGAGUAUUGAUAAGAUGUCUGUUAAACAUCUGGGGUGUUAUGUUAUUUUUAAGAUUAUCAUGGGUGGUAGGUCAAGCUGGAAUAGGAUUAGGAUGUUUAGUGAUUUUGCUUGCUUCAGGUGUCACAAUUUUAACUACACUUUCAAUGUCUGCAAUAUGUACGAAUGGAGAAGUAAAAGGAGGAGGAACAUAUUAUAUGAUUUCCCGAAGCUUAGGUCCUGAAUUUGGAGGUGCUAUUGGUUUAAUAUUUUCUUUAGCCAAUGCAAUAGCUAUUGCAAUGUAUGUUGUUGGUUUUGCAGAAACUUUGAGAGACCUUCUCACAGCUCAAGUUGUUCUGUUGAUAAUACUUUUAGUUUCAAUGUUUGACUUUGUAAUUGGCUCUUUCAUCCCACCGAACACAGCACAGAAAGCUCAAGGAUAUGUUGGCUGGAGUUUAUCCCUUGCCUCUGAAAAUUUUAAACCACAUUUUCGAGGAGAAACAUUUUUUUCUGUGUUUUCUGUUUAUUUCCCUGCUGCUACCGGAAUAUUAGCUGGAGCUAAUAUAUCAGGUGAUCUUGCUAAUCCUCAACAUUCCAUUCCAAAAGGAACAUUUUUAGCAAUAUUUAUUAGUACAUUGAGUUAUAUACUGUUUGCUGUAAUUGCUGGAGCAACUGUAUAUCGCGAUGCAAAUGGUGUGGAAUUUUUUGCUCAGAAUGGAACAGUAGAAUUGAUACGUAAUUGCAGCCUUGCAGAAUCUGGAUACUGCAAAUAUGGUCUUAUGAAUAAUUAUCAGGUAAUGGAACAAGUUUCUGCUUUUGGUCCAAUAAUUUAUGCAGGUAUAUUUGCUGCUACACUUUCCUCUGCAUUAGCAAGUCUUGUCAGUGCACCUAAAGUUUUUCAGGCACUCUGUAAAGAUAACUUGUUUCCACACAUACAUAUAUUUGCCAAAGGUUAUGGAAAAAAUGCUGAACCUCGUCGGGCAUACCUUUUGGCUUUUGUUAUUGCUCUUGCUUGUAUUGCAAUAGGUCAAUUGAAUGAAAUUGCUCCAAUUAUCUCAAAUUUUUUUUUGGCUGCAUAUUGUUUGAUUAAUUUUUCAUGUUUUCAUGCUUCCUUUGCUAGAUCACCAGGAUUUCGUCCAGCAUUCAAGUAUUAUAAUCUCUGGUUGAGUCUGUUAGGUGCAAUAUUAUGUUUAGCAGUGAUGUUUAUUAUGAAUUGGUGGACUGCUUUAAUUACAUUUGCUAUUAUUUUAGCAUUAUAUAUUUAUAUAUAUUAUAGAAAACCAGAUGUAAAUUGGGGAUCAUCAACACAAGCUCAGACAUACAAAGUUGCACUUGAAGCUGUUAUUAAAUUAAAUCAGGUUCAAGAACAUGUAAAAAAUUAUAGGCCUCAAAUAUUAGUAUUAACAGGAAAUCCAAAUAGCAGACCUCCACUAGCUGACUUUGCAUAUAGUAUUUGUAAGAAGUUGGGAUUGGUAGUAUGUGGUCAUGUUGUUAAGGGACCUAUGUCUCAACGUUAUCGAGUAGCACAAACAAAACAAGCUUAUAAUUGGUUUCAAAAACGAAAAAUGAAGGCAUUUUAUAGUUUGAUAGAAGAAGAUGUGUUUUCACGUGGUGUUCGCAAUCUGAUACAGCUUGUUGGUGUUGGAAAACUUCGUCCCAAUGUUGUGUUUAUGGGAUACAAGUCAAACUGGCAAGAAUGUGAUCCUGAAGAGACUUUAGAAUAUUUUAACACAAUACAUGAAUCAUUUGAUAUGCAUAUGUCACUUGGAAUACUCCGUCUACAAGAAGGUUUGGAUUAUUCUCAAUACACUGAUCUUGAAGAAUUUGCUGCACCAGUUGUUAAUGGCAAAGGAUCAAAGGCAGGCAUGGAGAAAGAAAUGGCUAACACAGGAUUUCCUAGAAAUGUUUCAAGUGCUCAGCUUUCUCAAGCAAUGAAGCCAACAUCAUCAUGGCUUACUAUGUUUGCAGCCUUUACUGCUGGUGGUUUAACAAUGUUAGUUCCAUAUCUUCUUACAACAAGAUCAGUUUGGAGUGGAUGUAAACUAAGAGUGUUUUCACUUGCAAAUAAAAAAGAUGAAUUAGACCGUGAACAAAGAAAUAUGGCAGCCCUAUUAAGUAAAUUUCGUAUUGAUUAUUCUGAUGUGAUGGUUGUUCCUGAUGUUGUGAAACCUCCACAAGAGUCCAGUAAAAAAGAAUUUGAAGCAUUGAUCAGCAAAUGGAGAGAGAAAGAAGAAAGUGAUGAACAUAAUCCAGCAGUCAUUACAGAUGCUGAAUUAAUAGCAUUAAAAGAUAAGACAAACAGACAUAUUCGUUUAAGAGAAAUUGUUUUGAAGUAUUCCAAAGAUGCAACUUUAAUUGUUAUGACACUGCCGAUGCCACGAAAAGGAACGUGUUCUGCACCAUUAUAUAUGGCAUGGUUAGAGACACUCACAAAAAAUAUGCCUCCUUUCUUAUUAAUACGAGGGAAUCAAACAAGUGUUCUCACGUUUUAUUCCUGAAAGAAAUGUGAAUAUAUAGUUUUUUAUUUAAAUAUAAUUAAAAUCACAAUAAGGCAAAUGGCAUUUUUUUUAUUGACGUUGCAAAUAGUUUUGUAAAAUGUAAAAUAAGUAAUGAAGUGUGAGAUCUUUAGCUUAUCAAAUAGUUGAUUUAAAUUACAAAAUAUUAUUAAAAUUGUGAAAAUAAAAAAUAUAUUUUUAUAAAUGACAUAUCAAAUUUUAUAUAAGAUCAUUUUUGUUUGUUGUUGAAAUACUAAAGUAAAGUAUGCCUGUUGAAAUUUAAAUUAUCAUCUUGAAAAUGUUGGUUCAUAUUUAUGGGAUAAGCUCAGGGAGAUAAUGAAUGUGUAUCAAAAUAUUUCAUUUGCUAAUUAAGUAAUAAAUUGUAUUAAUAUACAGUUUUAUCAUCAGUAUUUUACUUGAAUUCCUACAGAUAGUUUAGUUUAAUUUUAAAUAUUUGUAUUCAAAUAAUAAUGAAAAUAAUUGUUAUACAAUAUUGGCAAUAUAUUAUUAAUAUUUAAGGAAUA